CAGACGCGUAAUUCCUGAAUUACCCGUCAUCCACCGAACGCUUUUCUGAGGCCGCUUCAAAUGAACAGCUAUCGACCACAAUACACCAGUCGCAGAGGCGGCUGGCGUGAUCGCGAGAGUCGCGAUGGCCGAAACGACAACGGUGGUGCCUACCGCGGCUACCAAAAUGUCCCGCCGCCGCCUUCGUUCGCCCCCCCUCCUCCACCACCUGGUACUGAUAGUUGGCGUCAUGGCUCCUAUGACCGCCGUGAGUCUCGAAUGCGAUCUCCACCACGGUAUAACGAUAGUGCGCGCCGUGGCCCUCAGGACUUCCGCGAGCCCCGACCGCCGCAAGGCGACUUUUCGUUUCGCAUGGAGAAACCCGCCGGUGUAGGCGAGACGGGCGCUGGAGACUCGUACCGUCCUGGACAAGAUCAGGGCAGGCGACACGGUAUCAGCCGUGGCCGCCACCCGGGUGCGAGGCGUGGACGCGGUGGCUAUUUCCGAAUUAUCCCUGCCGAACGAGAGUUGUUAAGCAGUCGGGAUCUUCGCGUGCGAGAAGACCUUUGUGCCUCUGGUGAAAACGGCGUGACAUACCGCGACCCCGAGGACCUUUCCGAUGACGAGGAAGCCGACAUGGAAAUCUCGGACCAGUCGGGAGACGAGGCGGGCCAGCCUUCUGCGAAGCGCGCCCGGAGCGCUGCCGACCAGGGCGCGUCGGGCGACAGUGUGCCCAAGUGGUCCAACCCCGACGCGGAAACGGCGCUGCCACCGCCCGAAGAGGGGCCCCGGAAAAAGAAGAACGUGGUGCAGCUGAUCCGAAAAGCGCGCAUUGAGGACAACUCGGCCGCGAAGCUUGCCGCCACCACGGAGGCGGAGGAUUUCAUUUCGUUCGAUAUGGACGGCGAUGAUGACGCUGCGGGUGCCAUCGAAGGCGGUGGUGGUUCCGGACCGACGCCUGGCCCUGCACCACCUGCAGGCAACCGUGGAAGGAACAGUGCCAACAUUUCUCGGGAUGCUCCUGCCGCACCUCCAACUACGAACUUGCUCCAAGACCUGCGCAACAACAUUCGCGCCUCUGACCCUCUAGGUUCUCGCAAGCGCACCAUCGAUGACGAAAUCAAACCUCCUGCCUACGGCCCAUUGAAGAAAAUGAGCAAAAUGCCUGUGAAAGGUCACAUUGUUUCGGAGUGGUUGCCCAUUCCCGACGAGGAUUCUUGCCCUUGGAUAGUUGCUGACCAUUCUGCCGAUUCGGAGAUGAGUGUCUGGCUGCACAAGGAGAUCGUCGAUUUCUAUGACUACGUCAGACCUCGUGUCUUUGAACAGCGCAUGCGGAGUGAGCUUGUGGAACGGAUACGGGCGGCGCUCCGUAAUAACGUUAAGUACAACGGCUGUCAAGUGUUUCCCUUCGGUUCGUUCAUGUCGGGUCUUUACCUUCCCAACGCCGACAUGGACAUCGUGGUCUGCUCCAAGAACUGGCUCCAGCGCCGGCCAACUGCGUUUCCCACUCCAUCGUCUCUCCACAGGUUCCGUAGCUUCCUCACUUCGAACAAAUUGGCCGAUGGCUCGUCGACGGAGGUUAUUGGCCGCGCACGUGUACCCUUGGUCAAGUAUAUCGAUACAGUUACCGGUCUGCGUGUGGACAUGUCCUUCGAUCGCAUGGAUGGACCUUCGGCCGUCAAGACGUUCCUAAAGUGGAAAGAACAAUAUCCCGCCUUGCCCAUUUUGGUGACGAUUAUCAAGCACUUUCUUAUGAUGCGUGGCUUGCAUGAGCCGGUAAAUGGUGGCAUUGGCAGCUUCUCCGUCAGCUGCUUGGUUAUGAGCAUGUUGCAACUGAUGCCGCAGGUGCAGAGCCGCAGCCUCGUCCCGGAACACCACCUCGGGGAGAUGCUCAUGGAGUUUUUCGAUCUGUACGGCAACCGAUUUGAUUACAAGAAUGCGGCGAUUCGCAUUAAUCCACCCGGCUACGUUCGUAAGUCGUCCAACAAGCACAACCUCACGUACAAGAACACGGACCGACUGUCCAUUAUCGAUCCAAAUAAUUCGUCCAACGACGUCGCCGGCGGGUCCAGCAACAUCGAGGCGGUCGUGUACGAGUUCCGUCUCGCCCAUGCCAUGAUCAAAGAGCGGAUGGCCGACAUAGCCCAGGGCAGGGUGAAGAACAGCAAGGCGAGCAUCUUGGAGUCGAUUCUCGCCGGAAACUACCGGUCUUUCCGGCUUCAGAGGGCACAUCUACGCCGCCUGCACGAGAAAUACAUUGGACCUUGCGAGGAUUGAGAGCAGCAGUUCCCUCGGGACGACUCCGUACAAUUACGACGUGACCGGCGCGGCAUAUUGGCCAAUUCGGCAUCCCGGCACACGAACACGAACAUAGAACAUCUACGCAUGAUGAACGAAGAGAGAAGCGGCCAACGGAUCAGAGGUUCAUGAGACAAUUCGGAGUUUUCGGAUUUGUUUUGACGUUUACUGCCCAUCUUGAGGCCGACACGAAUUGGCAUGUUUAGGGGAACGGCAGGCUUAGACAUGUGGAACGGCGUCGUUGGGGGAGG
Sodiomyces alkalinus F11 is the source of this 2528-nucleotide messenger RNA. RefSeq lists its product as hypothetical. The coding region runs from base 61 to 2256 and encodes 731 amino acids. The transcript has 3 exons. The record is from RefSeq and is a predicted model, not a curated record. Lineage: Eukaryota; Fungi; Ascomycota; Sordariomycetes; Glomerellales; Plectosphaerellaceae. Gene Ontology annotation, molecular function: poly(A) RNA polymerase activity; mRNA binding. Gene Ontology annotation, biological process: RNA 3'-end processing. Gene Ontology annotation, cellular component: TRAMP complex; nucleolus.